This is a messenger RNA of Prorocentrum cordatum, 3132 nucleotides long. The record is from the annotation of a GenBank genome assembly. NCBI's taxonomy places the organism in Eukaryota, Dinophyceae, Prorocentrales, Prorocentraceae.
GUCGUAGCCUCGCCAAUGGGUCAUCAGGUGGUCGAGCGCGGCGCUCCGUAGCCACUUUGGCUCAAGCCUUGGCUGGCUGGAGCCCUUGCGGGGUUCGCCCGGGCGCAGGGGCAGCGGCGUCCGCGGUUCACCAGGCGGCCAUGUUCGGGACGCCGAUGGGAAGCCCGCCAGGGACGGGGCCGUGCAGCUGGCCGUGCAGCCGGACAGGCAGCCCUGUGCGCAGCGGGGCUGAGCCAGACCCAAGCGUGGCGGCGACCUCGGAGGGUGACUCCAGCAGGAGGGCGCCUUGGCCACACCGCUUUGCACAACGGCAAGAUCUGAGGCUUCUCCGGGGAGAGGUGAUCUUGAUGGCGGGAACGCCUCACGUGAUCGUCGGCUACGACGGCAAGCACGAGGUAUACUUGUGCUGGGCUGGCAACGCCGAUGGAGGAUGCGACACCUCCCGCCUGAUCUCGGUCAGGCGCUCGCUCGCGCACACAUCCCAGAAGGACCUGUACGCAGAUUCGACAGCAAUGCCGCCGCUGCCGAGCAUCGACCACAUGGGCCGCCCAGUGCAGUGCGAGGCCAAGGCGGGCAAGCUCACCGCGGAGGGCGUCACGGCCUUGCCGGCGGCUGCGGACGGCGUGGGGCUGGCCCCAGGGAGUGCCUUCUCGGAGGCCUCCCGCCCGCAGAGAUUUAGCCGCCGGGCCACGCCGGCCUCGUCGGAUGGCGGGACAGGUUGCCGAAGGUCCCCGGAGGCCACGACGCCGCAGCCCGAGCUUGCGAAGCAGUGCACGCUCGGAGCGGUGCUCAAGGUGCUGGUGCUCGGUAUCGGCACAGUCGCCCGGGUGGCUGGCCAAGCGGUGUGCGGAUGGUGGAGCUCUCGCGCGGCAGACGCGAUGCAGUCCAGACACGAGUGGGUCCAGCGCCGCGACGGCACGUACUACCGAGCGGUGAAGGGAGAACCGGCCAAGAUGUCCUUGACGCGUGCGACUUCGCAGCCCUGUGCCAAGCUCGAGUCAGCUACUACACCAGUUCACGACGACUUCCAGAUACACAUACCCAUUGUGAAGCCCCCAGGCUGGCAGGAGGUACAGCCGCUCGUGCACCAGAUGCCCGUGACCUUCGACGAGCGCGGCAUCAAGGAGUCCCUGACGGUGAAGACCCACAGGUGGGGCAUCUUCGUGGACAGGCAGAAGGCGAGACUCCUGCGCGAGAUCGACGAGAUGAAGAUGUCGGGCAGCUGGGACGACCCAGAGGAAGAGGAGGAGGAGGAUGACGGGGACAGCUCUUUUUCCGCCGACGACAACGGCAUGUUCCCCUCCUCUCCCAGGGGCGCGCAGCAGAGCCGGGACCCCGACGGCUGCGGCAGGAGCAGGCCCAGUCGCAGGCAGGACAUCAGGGAGCUCGAGCACAUGGUGGAGCGGAUGGAGGACUGGAAAGACCUGAGCCGCUACUCCGGCAAGAGCAUCAGCAUGGCCUCCACGCAGCGAGGGAACGAGAUGAAGAUCCACAUCCUCGCCUUUGCCGAGCGAGAGGACGGCCUCGGCGUUGAUUUCAUGUGGCUCGACUACAGGAAGUCCGUGGAGGUGCGGUCGGAGAAGCAGAGGCCGCCGGGCGGCGUGCUGCACGCGGUCUGGGCCGCCCUGCCGUUCCUGCGGGAGCCGCGCGGCGACCCGGAGGCGCGGGAGAAGCGGUGGGUGGACCUGCUGCGCCGGCCAGACGUGGCGAAGUUUGCGAUCGCCUUGGCCUUCAAGAGCGCGCUCUCCAGCCGAUGGCGUGCACCUGGAGUUCUGCGACGGCUCCCUGAGGGAGGCGGACGCCGCAGGGGCGGCCUGAGUUUAAGGGCGGGCGCGGGGCCCUCGGGGCGGAGGCAGGGGCCGCGGGCCUGCUGAGCAGGGCCGCGCGGACGGGGCGGGGGCCUACGGGGGCGAGAGGUCGGCGGAGGCAUUGCCAGAGAGACAGUGCCCAGGUUGCCCGUGUUCUACCAUCAGCCGUCUGGGAUCCGAAGUAGGCAGCAUACCGAGCCCGCGUCGGGCAGACACGAUGUCGAUGCAAUAGUUUGCCGCUGUCUCUCGUAGCACUAGUAGCGCUCGCCGCGCGCAUUCUACGUAGGGCCUUGCUGGUAUGGCGUGGUGAAUCGGGCUGGCGGGGUUCAUCGAUCCGUGUUCGCGUGUUGGAGGGGACCUGGCAUCGCUUCAGAAUUGUUGAAUUGUUCAGUCACUGUCUGUGUACGCAGCCGCACUUCCCGAAGGCUUUGCUCGGGGUGCGACAGCUGAUUGAUCCUCAUGGCGACAGAUAGUUCCUGCGCCAGUCUUACCAGUCUUCGCAACCCACCGUCCUCCUCCUCCUCCUCCUCCGCCCACCUCUUUCCCUCGUCUCCUCCCUCCUCUUCUCCCCCCCUUUCCCCUGACGCGGGCGAGGGACACUUCCCGCGCCCUCUCUCGCAGCUGCUCGUCCCCCCCCCCCUCUUGUCUGCAGAGAUCGCGCCUGCGUCGCUCUGUUCCGCGAUGCGCCGCCUAGAGAAAAAAACAACAAAGUGGUCGAGCGCUGCGCGGGAGCCGCGCUAGGCUGACGAUGCACUCUGCGCAGACCCACCUGCUGCACGGGCAAGCUGGCGGUGCCCUGUGUUGUGCCGUGCCGAUGUGUGGCGCAUGCGCCUCCGUCUCUCCGGCGUGAGCGUACCAGAGCGCAUGUCCCCUGUAGCUGCACGGUCCCUGGUGGUUGCCACCUUUGCUCCCGGCACGGCGCAGGGUUUCUUGUGAAUGUCGUCCAGUGAAGCGCCGUAGAGCCCAGGGAUACAGACGAAACCGCUGCUAAGGAUCAGCCAGCUUUCCCUGGCAGCGCCCCCGCCCUUGCUUCCUUGACGCCGAGGCGGGGCAGACGGCGUGGCCUGUCAGCGGUGUUGCCGGUCAGCGGAGCUGGAUGGUCUUUGCGACAGUCUAUGCAGGCGCCGAGGGCGGCACGACGAGAUCUCUGCCGGAGGGCGCACGCAGAUGCACAGACCGGUCUUGCCCACAGGGCCGCGUCGCGCCACGCCGUCACGGGCCGCACCGGUUGGGACCAGCGUGGCGGCGUGCGGGGCUCUGCAGCAGGGCUGGGCCUGAGCGCUGUUUUGCGAGACUUCGGCCGUGUUUUAUUCCCAACCAUCCU